Molecule: messenger RNA, 1610 nt
Organism: Puntigrus tetrazona (Sumatra barb)
Lineage: Eukaryota; Metazoa; Chordata; Actinopteri; Cypriniformes; Cyprinidae
Gene: med30
Product: mediator complex subunit 30
Exons: 5
Coding region: 208-723 (171 amino acids)
Biological process (GO): positive regulation of DNA-templated transcription
Cellular component (GO): mediator complex
Molecular function (GO): transcription coregulator activity
Source: RefSeq, a predicted model, not a curated record
AUCUUUCUUUGCUAAGCACUGGGCCAUUCACUUCUCAUUUGUGGUACACGGUUACUUCUCGUGAAAUCUCGCGAUGGCUGACUCAGACGAGAUCGCAGCACGGGGAAAAAUGACGUCUUGUCAACAACACUAACAAAGUGAAAAGGCAUGUCACAAAGUCCCGCUGAAUAGCCAGACAGCCAUCAGAGCCCGCAUCCUGCUGUCCCCAUGACAACCCCUCCAUUGGCACAGUUCCCUGGGCAACAGGCUCAGGCAGCUCGGGAUGUGAACACAGCCUCGCUAUGUCGGAUUGGACAGGAGACGGUGCAGGACAUUGUCUUACGAACCAUGGAGAUCUUUCAGCUGCUGAGAAACAUGCAGCUGCCGAAUGGUGUCACCUAUCAUCCUAACACUCAUCAGGACCGGUUGGGUAAACUGCAGGAGCACUUGCGGAUGCUCUCUGUUCUUUUCCGAAAGCUCCGUCUCGUCUAUGACAAAUGCAAUGAAAAUUGCGCUGGUCUGAACCCCAUCCCUCCUGAGCAACUUAUCCCCUAUGUAGAAGAUGACAGUUCUAAACUGGAUGACCGAACGGCCAAUCAAAUGCAUGCUGCCAGCGAAGAGAGAAGAGAAGUACUAGAAGUUAAUAAGAAACUCAAACAGAAGAACCAGCAGCUGAAGAUGAUUAUGGACCAGCUCAGAAACCUCAUCUGGGAGAUCAACUCCAUGCUGGCUGUCAGGAGCUGAAACACAGAGUCAGUGUUGUACAUGCACAGCCCAUGUUCGCUGCAUUCACGAGCGGGACACGUAAGAUAAAUGCAGGAAAGAGCAGCGAGGCACAAAAUUGAGCGAAGGUAGGAAGCGAAAAGAGGACUGAACUGAAGAAAUUCUGCUACAUUUAUAACACACGGUUGAAAUACCAUUCGGUUCAGCCGUCUUGGAUUCAAUUUUCAACCUGAUGAACAUUAGAAGGUCUGAGCAGUCUGCUCAUUCACUCAGAUAUGCUUUAAAAUGAACCUUUUACGCAAGUAUAUUCCUCAUAUUUUGCAUGAGCGAAAGCUCCUAUUUACUGUAGUUCUCAAUCACAACUUGCAGAAGAAAUAUUAUGUGAAACAUAUUGCGUAUUAGUGUGGUGUUAAUAGAUGUAUUAAGUAUAAACCUCAUACCAGUGCGUAUGACUGCUUCAUAUUUUUAUGGUCACGUUUGAAAAAAAAAAAAAAAAAAAAAGGUCUGACUUUAGUAUGAUUAGAUCUAAACGCGCCAUAAAAACACACAGAAUUUCACCAUGUACACUAUAAAAGAAAUUCAGUCAAAUUUACGGUUAAGAAAAAACCAAUGUACAAAACUGAAAAAAAAAUUUAAAUCUGAAAUGUAAGGAAUUCUGGGAAUAUCAAUUUAUAGUUAUACGUUCCUUUUCACUUCUAAAAAUGGUAUAAUACCAUAAAAGUACAUGUAAUGUCCUAUUGUCUUUUCUGUGUAUUAUAGGAGAACUAAUAGUUAACACAUUAAUGUAGCAUUGUUUCAGUCGUUUAUCGUUAUUUUUUAGGGUUUGCAGCUCAAUAUAAUCCAUAACCCCUUUAUCUGUAACCUCUUUAUGAUCAUUAAUCAGAGGAAUAAACACGCGAUUCAUGUCA